GGCAGGGCCGAGUGCACGGCUGCCAUUUGUCAGACUAGGUGACCGACGUGUUGCGAACGAACGUGGACAGCCUAAGUCCAUCUAUAACCCCACCCCCAUCAUAUUUCAGUUAUUGAUCCAAUCAGGAUCUUUAAAUGAAAUUACUUUAUCAAUCAUUAGCUGAGGGUGAUGCCUUGAGUCUGGUUGCAUAUUUUCUUUCGUUCGGAAAGGUUUAAAAAUUCCUUGCUUGCUUGCCCAGGUCUUCAGCAAAUUAUGAUGUGCUUCAACAAAUAAACUGCGGUGUCCAUGUCAAUUAAUAUGUAUUUCCAAUUCCAAGAGAUCAUGUUUUAGCACUUUAAGUGAUUCAUUGUUCCAAAACAUUAAUAGAUCACACCACAGUCCUAAAAACUAGUAACGUCCAAAAAAACAACCGGAAGGAAUACUGACGCAAGUGGAGCAAGUGGAGCUAAGCCAGGUGACGCACCGAAGCGAAACGGCGAAAAGGUCAAAAUAUUAUUAUUUUUUUUUUUUUUUUGUUGCAUCAGGGCAGGGACUUUUCCUCCACAUCCAACUACCCAUGUGCGAAGCUUUGUUCUGAAAAGUACUGCUGAGGAGAAUGCAGGCCACGCGUUGCUUCCACUUACGCUGCCCCUCAAAGUCGUGUUCCUCUUAAGAAGUGAAGCCCUCAGGCAUGCGUGCUCAGUGACAAAACAAGUCAGUGCUGGGACUGAAAGAAAAAGGUUCACAAAAUGUUAACUGCCUUCGUCAAGCUUAUCAGUGCUGAACGAUGUACCGUCAGUGUAGUUUAAAAUCUAUUUGUAGUUCAAUUGUUUUCCGUUUAUUUUGAAUAAAACAUAUAUUUAUUUAUUUAUUUAUUUUUGCUGCAAAAGUCAUCUGCUUUUCAGCAGCUGUUCUGGGCUUUUUCACAGAGCUCACAUACAUUGACAGUCUGCGGUUCCAUGUCAUAUUAGAGGCGUGGUCUGAGCAAAAACACUUUUUCACAUGAAUUUAGUGCUGUUUUCACAAAUGUUUAGAUAAGUAUCUGCAGCAAGCUGUUAUAUACAGUAUUAUUAUACAGAGCUGUUAGGUACAGAGUUAAUUUUCACCCUACUUGGAUAGAUAUUUUGCCAGAUUUAUGCUCAACAAUACAAAUCUCCUUCUUGUUGGCUGUAAUAACGCAGUUGUGAAGCAUGUCAAUAACCUACAAGGAGAGCUUGCCAGGCUAACGCCCAAGCCGGACACAUUGUAACUGUUACAACUAACGCUAUGAGAGAAACAUUGGCAGAGGUCUGACCAUUUCUUGCAAGAUGGCACUGUUGUGUGCAAACAUCUCAGGUGUCUUCUUGCCUGUUGUGUUUAUGUUUUUAUUUUUUUGAGUUGCUUUGUCAAGCUUACAUGGCUUUAACCUAUGGCACUCUAUGGGAUUAAACACCAAAAAGGCAUUUUCCCACGUUUUCCAAGGCUGAUGGUAUCCUUAGAUUUUUGCACAGCUGCCGGUAUCCCCAGAUUUUCACUGCUGUGGGCGUCAGUCAAACCUGCGAAACUGGAGCCAGAGAAACCGUGGGAAAAGAGAGGGCUGUCUUCUCUGACUGAAUCAGGCUGUUUGAUCAUCCGUCAAUGUUUCGGUGAAUCCUGAUGUUCUCUCUACCCGUUCGCUCACAUGGUUUGGCCAUUUUAUCUUGCAGCAGUCUCUGAAGGGCUGGUAUGUCUGACUGUGUCCUGUUCAGCCAGAACUACUUCCCUGUCUUUCCCCAGCAAAACCCUUCUUCAGGUCCGGAGGUUUAAACUAUAAUAAUCUUCUGAAAAUCUCCCGUGCAUUACCCUUGGGGAUGGAAGAUUGCUCUGCUGUCGCAACCUACCUGGAAACGAUGGAGUAGUUCUUACCUGGCGAACCCCGGGAUCAACACCCCACCGCGCAUAGACCUGCUCACGAUGACCAAACAAGCCUUUGCAAGGAACAUACAGAUCGGAACAGAGAUAAUUAAAAAUGGUCCCCGCUGCGGUACAGAAAAUGGAUUGUUCAGACCCAAUCCACAGUGCCAUGACUGGGGAGUGUGGGCGAGUGAGCUGGUGCGUGUGUAUGAGGGGGAGGCGGGGUGUCUCUCCUGCCCCCUUUUCUUCCACCCCGCCCUCUAUAACUACAGCCAGAGCCAGAGCUCAGGCCUCACGCUGAUGUGGUACCGACACACACACACACACGAGCUGGAGCCCAUCGACCUGCGCAUGCGUACUCGGCUCAAACACCGCGAUGCUCUCUGGAUCCAGCCUGCCACCCUGCAGGAUAGCGGCCUGUAUAUUUGCAUGCUGCGGAACAUCUCGUCUUGCGCGAAGAUCGGGGUGCAGCUGGAGGUGGUGCCCCGUGCGGGAGAGUGUGACAUCACCCUGCACCGCAACGUGACCAUCCCCCUGGAGGGUGACCACACACUCCACUGCCCCGACCUGCAGCACGUGCCCAACGACACACACAAGGUCACGUGGUACUACUGUGACAGUGAGUCUGCGCAGACGUUUCUGAGGAACCUGCCUUCCUUUCAUCGAGAGGUGAAGGGUAAUGACUUGGUGAUCUACAUGAUGAUGGAAUACUAUGCCGUCCCAUACACCUGCCUCGUCUCCUACCAAAGCAGCGGCCGUAUCUAUCACUUUACCCGAACUAUCAACGUCAAGGCCGUCUCCUCUACCAGAGGGAACAAAGAGCCAAAUAUACUGAACCCAACAUUUGGUCACAUCUACACUGUUACUCUGGGCAGCGACCUGGAGCUCUUGUGUCGGGCUCACCUACCCUACCUAGAGAACGAGGAGCCACAGGUGUGGUGGACCAUCGACAACAAAACAGUGGAAGAGCUUGCAGACCCACGAUACACCUCCCCUAUGGCUAGACUGCUGGAUGACAACUUCGGUGACGUGACUUUGGAGCGGGUACUGCGUGUGUCUGAGUUCAGUCCGGCAGAGCUGCACAGGGAGUUCCGCUGCACUGCCAAGAACAGCAGAGGACUCAGCACUCGAACCGCUACACUGCAGGAAGAGGUCUACAUUCCCUCAGUAGAGCUGGGCUGUGGGUUGGGCGUGACUCUGGCUUUGGCUCUGCUCCUCUUCGUGCUGUAUCGUGUCUUCCGCCUCGAGGUGCACCUGCUCUACCGUUCUUGGUUCGGCACUGACGAGAGAGACGCAGACAAUAAGGAGUAUGAUGUAUAUAUCUCAUACGCACGGGAUGGUGAGGAGGAGGAGUUUGUCAUGACAACCCUGCGACGGGUGCUUGAGGUGGACCUUGGAUACUCUGUCUGCAUCUUCGACAGAGACAGCAUACCAGGAGGGACUAUAACGGACGACACCCUGCAUUUUGUCGGGCGCAGCCGUCGGUUGCUGGUGGUAGUGAGCGCGUGCAGCGCGGUGCGGGGGACCCAGGCUCUGCUGGAGCUCCAGGCCGGGCUGGCCAGCAUGCUGCGCGGGGGCAGCCUCAGGGUGGUCCUGGUCGAGUAUAAACCCGUCCGCAAGCAGAAGUGGGUGCGAGAGCUCCGCCAGGCACGCCUCGCCCUCACGCUCGUCCGCUGGGAGGGCGAGAAGUCCGUGCCGCUCUCGUCUCGCUUCUGGAAACGGCUGCAGCUGGAGAUGCCCGUGCGCCGGUGCACGGCGGCACACCACACACACCACACACUCCACACACACGAGUCAAAACACACAGCCAGCACACAGCACACAUAUGACACGAAACACGAUGGAGAGCGCGGACAUGAUGCGGCAGACACCCACCACACCCAACUCAAGGAAUUCACACAGAUGUGUGAGAGCACAGCUCUAAUUCUGGAUACUUUACAUGCAUCUGACAUGCACACAUAAGUCAUGCGCACACACACAGACUAUACAAAUGGGAAAAACAGAUAACACCUUAAUGGCAGCAGAAGCACUCUUAGUGCAUUCAGAUUUUGCAAGAACAUGUAGGUUCUCUCAGAGUUGGGUGUUUUCAGUUUAAUUUGUAUUUUCCAAUAAUUAUUUUUUUGGUACUUAGAGGUACUGAUAUUGUGAAAGGCUCCUCUAAGAAAAUCAGUCCAAUGAUGUAUCAGGUUUUUUAGUGCGUGUCCUCAUCAGUGUCAGAGGUGAUCACUGUUGGGGAUGUUGUUGAAUCAGAUUAUUUUGAUCCAGCAAAUAUGAAUAAUUUCCGUCACUUUAAUCACGUCGAAUCCGGGAUUCACCAAUGUGCUUUAUGUACUGCAAGGCAGGGUACAGUCUUUCUACACAUCCCUGUCAUCUUCUAAUUGACUAUUUUCUGUUUUUUGUUUUUGUUAUUUUAUUGCCAUUUUAUACUCAUCCAUUUCAGAAUCAUGUAUAGGAUAUAUUUAUACAUUUAUAUAAUCUAUGUUAUAAAUAUUUUCGUCACAUUGAUAUGUUUUCUGUUUAAUAAUUGUUUUUGUAUUACACUGUUUCAUGCAUUUCAUUAAAACCACGUUGGUGUCAAGUGA
Messenger RNA from Electrophorus electricus (electric eel), 4433 nucleotides. The record is from RefSeq and is a predicted model, not a curated record. Lineage: Eukaryota; Metazoa; Chordata; Actinopteri; Gymnotiformes; Gymnotidae.